AUGGGGAAAAAACAACAUUCUAAAGAUAAAUUAUAUAUACUACCUUCUGAAUAUUGCUUAGAUUGGGGUGGCUAUAAGUUCAAUAAUAAACCUGUGGAAUAUACAAAAUUUGAUGAAUGCGCGUUAACCUUAAUGCCUAUAAAAGAUGCAGUAUGUACGAAGGAAGGUAUAGUAUAUGAAAAGGAUAAUAUAGAAAGAUAUAUAGAUAUAUACGGUCAGAAUCCAUUCAAUGGAGAGCAACUUAGUAAGAAUGAUGUUAUACAACUACAUUAUAAUCUGAAUAGUGAGGGAAAGUUCUGCUGUCCAAUAACUAAGAAGGCUUUUGGAAAUAGCUCUCACAUUGUAGUUAACUCAAAAAGUGGGUAUGUUUACAGUUACAAUACGGUUGAUGAACUAAAUAGAAAGGCUAGGAAUUGGAAUGACUUGGUUACAGGUGAGAAAUUCUCCUCAAAAGACUUGAUAGUAAUACAAGAUCCACUGCACUUUCAAAGUAGAGAAUUAAAGAAUUUUCAUUAUAUUAAAGAGGGUAGAAGACUAACAGCUCAAUUUGGAGACCUAAGAGUGUCGCAACAAGAACAUGAGUUUUAA
Cryptosporidium muris RN66 is the source of this 588-nucleotide messenger RNA. RefSeq lists its product as uncharacterized. NCBI's taxonomy places the organism in Eukaryota, Apicomplexa, Conoidasida, Eucoccidiorida, Cryptosporidiidae. The record is from RefSeq and is a predicted model, not a curated record. Gene Ontology annotation, biological process: protein ubiquitination. The transcript has a single exon. The coding region runs from base 1 to 588 and encodes 195 amino acids. Gene Ontology annotation, molecular function: ubiquitin-protein transferase activity.